Molecule: messenger RNA, 1998 nt
Organism: Ornithorhynchus anatinus (platypus)
Lineage: Eukaryota; Metazoa; Chordata; Mammalia; Monotremata; Ornithorhynchidae
Product: dipeptidase 2-like
Exons: 11
Coding region: 400-1716 (438 amino acids)
Biological process (GO): proteolysis
Molecular function (GO): metallodipeptidase activity
Source: RefSeq, a predicted model, not a curated record
AGAGAGAAAGAAAGAGAGAGAGACUUGGCCCUUUCUGAACUUUCUUGUGGACCUUAUGCCUAGAGGCUUGCUGAUUCAUUGAGCACAUGUGGAGAAUAGCUCCAGUAAUCCAUAUCUACACAAACAGCUCUCUGGCUUUGAACAGGACGCCUACCUCUGCAUCCACUGUACUAUGACAAAUUGGAACACCAGGCAACACUGGAAGGAAGGAGGAGCCUUCUGAUGUCUCCCAGGCAAGGUUUAAUAACCUCCUGCCUCUCCUGUGAGAACACUCUCCUAAAUUCCUUCACUCCUUUUGCCUGCCUGGACACUUCAGCUACUUGCUUUAAAGACGUCAGCCUAAGGUCCACGGAACUCGCCUAACCACUUAGGCCGUUAACAGGUCUUCUAGUUCCCAGCAUGCAGUGCUGGCAACCGUCUGCUCCUAUGGGCACCUUUCUGGAAACCAAAAAGCAGUUGGCAGGGCAGGUUCUCCUGCUGCUGUUGCUCCCUGCUGCUGUGGCUUCAAGCAGCGAUCCUGAGCAAGCAGUCAACUUGAGAAAAAGAGCUGAGGACUUGAUGAAGGCCUCCCCUUUGAUAGACGGUCACAAUGACUUCCCACUAAUUCUGAAGUGGCAUCUUCAGAACAAACUGAAUGGCACUGAUUUACACACGUAUGAACGAAGCCACACCAACAUCAUGAAGUUGCAAGCCGGGCUGGUGGGAGCUCAGUUCUGGUCAGCCUAUGUCCCAUGCGGCACCCAGAAUAAGGAUGCCUUGCGCCUGACUCUGGAGCAAAUCGAUGUCAUCAAGCGCAUGUGUGACAAAUACAAUGAGCUGGAGUUUGUGAGCUCUGCCGAAGCCCUCAGCCAAAGCAAGAAGAUCGCCUGCCUGAUUGGAGUGGAGGGUGGCCACUCCAUUGACAGCAGCCUGCCGGUCCUGCGGACAUUCUACGAGCUGGGGGUGCGCUACCUGACGCUAUCACACACCUGCAACACACCUUGGGUGGAAACUUCAUCCAAGGAAACUCACCACUUCUACCUGAACGUGACCGGGCUGAGCAGCUUUGGUGAGGAAGUGGUGAAGGAAAUGAACCGCCUUGGCAUGAUGAUUGACUUAUCCCACACAUCUGAUGCCACUGUGAAGCAUGCCCUCCGCAUCUCCCGGGCUCCAGUCAUCUUCACUCACUCCUCAGCCUUUUCAGUGUGCAACCAUCCUCGGAAUGUGCCAGAUGAAUUUCUGCUGCAGCUGAAGCAGAAUGGAGGCAUUGUGAUGGUGACCUUCUCCAUGGGUGUGAUCCAGUGCAAUCAAUCAGCCAACAUCUCCACAGUGGCAGAUCAUUUUGACCAUGUGAAGAAAGUGGCUGGAGCAGAAUCGAUCGGGAUUGGAGGGGACUACGACGGGGUUGCUAAGCUCCCAACAGGCCUGGAAGAUGUCUCCAAAUACCCUGAUUUGAUCGCAGAGCUCCUGAGGCGGGGCUGGAGUGAAGAAGAGUUGAAGGGAGUGCUGCGGAACAACCUCCUGCGGGUGUUCAAGAGAGUGGAACAGGUUCGGAGGGAGAGCGUGGCUGAAACCCCCAAUGAGGCAGAAAUUCCAGUUGAGGAGGUGAAGAAUCCGUGCCGCACAGAGAAGGAAGAUAUAUUAACUGUGUACUCUAGCAGCAAUUCAUUUAUCCUGAAAGCAAUGCUCACCCACAUUGGGGGUGCACUCAUGACAUUCCUGCUCCUAUCAUAUUAAGUUAUGAUCCCCUGGGCAGAGAGCUUGGCUCCUGCCUUUUGGGAGAGGUGCAUUUCCCCACUGAUUUAUCUCCUGGUCUCUUCUUAGAUGGUAAAGGCCCUCUAAUUUUUCCCAGCUUCCCUAAUUGGGAGGGCAUUCUAUCUCCCUCUCAUUAAGCUCCCGACUGCCUAGGCUGAGUCCUCAGGGGACAAUUUUUCUACAUACCCUCUGAAGAUGUUGCUACUAAAAUGGGCCAUAGCACUCUAAUGACCAAAGUCAAAUAAAACUGAGGAUCGUGUCCUA